AUUGUUGUAAUCCAUUCAAUGAGUCACGUAAGUAACUAAUACAGUGCACUUGACCUCUUAUGUAUAACCUCUACGUAGAACCAAUUAAAUUAAUGGCCUUGUGUUUAAUAUUGACUUUUGACAUCUAAUUAAACGAAACUUUUAGAUAAAAAAGGAUUUAGAUUUAAGAAAAUUUCCCGACGAAGAUCGUUGGAAAUUUCCUGACUUAAAUGACACUUCAAUGUUAUGUGUGCGUUGUGGAUUCCGUGUCAAAGAAUAUAUUCCGCCGGCAUCAGAGGAAGACGAAAUUAUUUCAAGUCAAAUUAGUGUUGAAAGUCUGAGUAUAUCAGCUGAAAUUUGUACUCAAGGAAGCAGUUUAUCUCGAACUGUCAGUAAUUUUAGCGACAAUCUAUGGGAUUACAAUGAUCAUUUUUUAGAGCGAUUUUUGAAAAUUCCUCUUAUUGAAAAAGACAGGUUAUAUUCUGAAAAAAAUUAUGGAGUAAAAAAACUUGAUGAGAGCUAUGCUGCCCUAGAGAAUCAGUUCCAAUCACAAUUUGAAAUAGUACCUGAAUCUACCUACAGAAAGAUUAAUCAAGAUCAUUGUUCCAUGAUAGCUAAAGUGAAGAAAUUAUAUAACGCUAAAAGUGACAAAUCAAUAAAAAAGAAGCUGCUUUCAAUUUUACCCGACAGUUGGGAAGUCAGUCGUAUAGCAUCUGAAUUUAACUGUUCUCGAAAAAUGUUCCAGGCAAUCAGCCGCUUACGUUAGAUGUAAAAAAACUUGUCAUUGAUUUUUAUGAAAGCGAAGAAAACUCAAAACAAUUAGCGGGCAUGAAAGAUUUUAAAUCUGUGAAGGAUUGUGAUGGAAAUCGAACUAGGGUACAAAAAAAGUUGAUUCUUUGUAAUUUAAAAGAAUUGUACCAAAGCUUCAAAGCGCAAUAUAAUUCAGUGGCAAUCGGAUUUUUUAAAUUCGCUCGUUUGAGGCCUACUUAUUGUAUUCUUGCUGGAAGUAGUGGUACACAUGUCGUAUGUGUUUGUACUAUUCAUCAAAAUGUAAAAUUGAUGUUAGAAGGUACUUGUGUAUUUGACAUUCUCUAUAAUUGUACUAAAACUAGUUAUUAAUCUUA
Cotesia glomerata is the source of this 1103-nucleotide messenger RNA. RefSeq lists its product as uncharacterized. The coding region runs from base 221 to 745 and encodes 174 amino acids. The transcript has 4 exons. NCBI's taxonomy places the organism in Eukaryota, Metazoa, Arthropoda, Insecta, Hymenoptera, Braconidae. The record is from RefSeq and is a predicted model, not a curated record.